UUCAUGGUCUGAGCCGCACUGGGACCCUAUCUCUCAUCUCCAGUUGGCCUGCAGCAGACUCGCCUUCCAGCUCACCAAUCGCUUGACACUCUAUCCACCAUCAACGAUUGGUUGGUGUUGUCAUGGAUAUUACCAAGAACCUCACUAACAAGACCAGUGGGAAGGUGACCAUGCAGCUGGACCUGAAGGCCAGCACCUCUGAAGAGGAGACACUAUCCGAUCACUAUGUCAUCCUCAGGACCCUUGGCAAAGGGAACUUUGCUGAGGUGAAGCUUGCCUGCCACCUUCAAACAGAGGAGCAAGUUGCCAUCAAGGUCCUGCAAAAUGGAACAAGGAAUGACUUCAGCAUUCAAACCGAACUUGACAUCUUGAAAACGUUGGACCACCCAUAUAUUAUUAAGCUGUUCCAUGUCAUCAACACCGAAGAUUACACCUAUAUGGUGUUGGAACAUGCUGCUGGUGGAGAUCUGGUGAGCCACAUUGAGAGGGUGGGCUCUCUGCAGGAGGAGGAGGCCCAGCACAUUUUUACACAGCUAGUGUGUGCAGUUCACUACUGCCAUAAGAAUAACAUUGCACACCAAGACAUCAAGCUGGAUAAUAUGCUGCUUGAUGACAAAGGCAACAUCAAGCUAUGCGACUUUGGCCUGGCCACCCGUGUCUCCCCUGGCCAAAGUACCAAGGGCUUCUGCGGAGCCAUUGGAUAUUGUGCUCCAGAGCUGUUCUCUGACAAAGAAUAUGACGCCAAGGCAGUGGACAUCUGGAGCAAGGGAGUGGUUUUGUAUGCAAUGGUGACGGCAGACUUUCCAUUCAAGGGCAGUACCUACUCAGACAUGGAGGAGGAGAUGCAGGAUCCCAAGUACCACCUCCCUUACAGACUUCAGAAAACAACAGCUCAUGCACUCAGAGUUCAGGAAGUUACAGGGAGGUACCUCACAUUGUGA
This is a messenger RNA of Mesocricetus auratus (golden hamster), 941 nucleotides long. RefSeq names its product sperm motility kinase-like. The transcript has 2 exons. NCBI's taxonomy places the organism in Eukaryota, Metazoa, Chordata, Mammalia, Rodentia, Cricetidae. Gene Ontology annotation, molecular function: tau-protein kinase activity; protein serine/threonine kinase activity; ATP binding. Gene Ontology annotation, biological process: intracellular signal transduction; microtubule cytoskeleton organization; protein phosphorylation. The coding region runs from base 123 to 941 and encodes 272 amino acids. The record is from RefSeq and is a predicted model, not a curated record. Gene Ontology annotation, cellular component: cytoplasm.